AUGGUGAACCACGCGCGCAAGGGCGGAGGCCACCGAGGCUCACGUCGAGGCAGAGGUGGUUCUCGCGGGACUUCCACCCCUCGGUCCUUCGCCAGAACCCCCAUUGACGCUCCGAGCGCCCAGAUUUUCUCUCUCCAGGAGGAGGCUCGAAACACCGAACAUCGCCACCAUCUAUGGUCCUCCGAGGUCAAGCUUCGUCACAAAGGCAUCAGUUUUGUGAGCGCAGGCAACCUUGCCGGCACACUGCCCGAAGAGUCAGGUUCAGACAAGUCUCCGCUUAAUGAGUCUACACCCGAUGCACCUACGCCCAACGAGUCGCUUUCAAUCCACGAUGAGCCCAUCGCAGACGCCAUUGCACGUUCUGAGAACGCCAUGGCGCAGAUGCAUCUCGAGCCCACUGUCGAAGCUACGGUGUCGCCACCUGCGUCCGCCCUGUUCUUUGAGGAUACGGUCGGUUCGAGCUCGCUGGCCAUCCCACAACUACCGCCUCCGGUCAUACGCAAUGCCUCUCCCACCCCCUCCGACUCGAGCGAGGAGAUAGUCCUGUUUCGAGGCCGGAACAACGUGAGCAUUGUGACGGACUCGGUACAGCCUGUGCAGACAAGCAGCGAGGCCACUGCUCCACCUGCCAAAAAUUUGCCGGUCGAACCGGCAGCUCCGUCUCAGCCCACUAGAAAGGUUCAAGAUCGUGAUACAUCUGCUCGCCGUUCACCUCGACAGAACAGCCACCACCGGUACAGUUCUGAACCAGAUGACGAGGCUCUUGCAGACUACAUUGAGAAUAUCCAAGCACAGGAAUACGAUGAUGCAGGCGAACUCGUUACCGGAAGCGUCUACGCCACCUCACGCCUUACACAGCGGGCUUUGGGGCUAAUGGACGAUCACGAAUUGGAGGACGCCAUCAACCAGAGCGCCGCUCAGACGAUAGACCAGAAAAACCCUCAUAAAACGGAUUGGGACUCUUCCCACCUUGAGGAUUUUGACAAUAUCAGCACCUCGUCUGAGGUUUUUGUUCGUGUUGAUCGCAUACUUCGGAAACGGACGCGGUCGAGUGGGCUGCAAUAUCUUGUUGUUUUCGACAACUCUGAUGAGGAUGAGGCUCGAUGGAUCCCUGUUUCUAGAUUAACUCGAGAACACGACAAGAACCUCGUGGCUGCCUUCGAAGAGACCAUCGCAAACGUCACACUUGGCAACGAGCCUGAUACCUCGGAGACUUGGUCUGAUGAGAGCGUAAACGACGAUGACGAUGACGAUGACGAUGACGACGAAGAUGAGGACGACGACGACGAUGUGGACCUCGAAGACGAAGAAGAUCUUAUUCAGAGAAGGAUAGAGCGUAUGAGCGAUGAAAAGCUUGCGCGCUUGUUUGCGAAGCAAGAAGAGCUGGGAAUUGGUUCAAAUGAUCUCCUUCUGUUCGAUGGUGAUGAUGACGAUGAUAUCGAGAUUGAUGAUCUCGGCGGUGGGAAUCAGCACCACGUGCUGCCGACGACCCGGGGAAGGAAACAGAAAUCGAAAUCAAAGCGCGCUGGAGGUAGCUUCCCGUCAGCGACUCUGAUGGCCGAUGUACUGGAACAAGACCCCUACGACGGCUUCGAUAUCAUGGAUUUCGAAAGGCCGAGCCUUAAGAAGAAAAAGAAAGGUAGGGCAGUCGGCCUGCCCUUCGACCUGUCAGAUGACGAUCUUUCAGCUCAGCUCGUCACCUCCUGGGAAAACGAUCGCGAUAAGAAACGUCUCAAGAAGCAAGAACGGGCGGAACUGCGCUCCCAGGGUCUGCUUGGAAAGAAGAACAAGUUCAAGGCUGACUUGAAUGCUAAGUACAACGAGGGUAUGACAUUCACUCAGAUCAGAGAGGAGAUCAAAGUGUUUUUGGACUCGUCCAGCCAGAGCAGGCCUUUCCCUCCCAUGGACAAACGCGACCGUGCCGCACUUCACCAGUUGGCAGGGGCUUUGGGCCUUACUUCGAGGUCCAUUGGCUCUGGGACUUCGCGCUUCACUACCCUCAUAAAGACGUCGCGUACGAAGGAACUUAACGAAAUGUCGUUUGCCAAAAUCACUGCAAGGUACCAGAACCGCUUCCUCCAACGCAUGGACAAACGUGAUGGAGGCAAGAGAUCCGGCGGCGGAGGCGGAGGGGGCAGGUAUGCUGCCGUGUCCUAUCAAGACGGUGACGUCGUCGGUGCAUCCGCACCGGAAAUUGGUUCGGACAACAAGGGACGGGCCAUGCUUGAGAAGAUGGGCUGGAGUUCUGGUACAGCGCUGGGUGCUAUCAACAACAAGGGUAUCCUUCAACCAGUGACACAUGUUGUCAAAACUACGAAGACAGGCCUGGGUUAA
This is a messenger RNA of Diplodia corticola, 2334 nucleotides long. RefSeq names its product r3h and g-patch domain-containing protein. The coding region runs from base 1 to 2334 and encodes 777 amino acids. The transcript is spliced from 2 exons. The record is from RefSeq and is a predicted model, not a curated record. Gene Ontology annotation, molecular function: nucleic acid binding. Lineage: Eukaryota; Fungi; Ascomycota; Dothideomycetes; Botryosphaeriales; Botryosphaeriaceae.